Molecule: messenger RNA, 3220 nt
Organism: Danio rerio (zebrafish)
Lineage: Eukaryota; Metazoa; Chordata; Actinopteri; Cypriniformes; Danionidae
Source: RefSeq, a predicted model, not a curated record
GCAGUUCAUCAUCCUACCGCUGGAGGCGCUGCAGCACAAGCGCGCACCCGACGCGCGCGCGCGCGCUCUCGUCCUCUCGGCAUUCCACAGCUGACAGACUCUGAGGGAUGAGAGAGGGAAGAUGCUAAGGAAAUGUUUUCCUUCACCGCAGAAAACAGGCGCCCAAAAACCGCAGAAUGUGACUGAACCACCGCAGACGAGCACCGUCAACCAGAUGAUGUCAGUCGACUGGAAUGGACCGAUUAUGGCCCAAAGUAAUUAAAAUGGCACAUUUUGUGAAAUAGAAAUCUACAUCUCCUGACUGGAUCCCUAACGAAACCUUCUGGAGAUCAAUAUAUUGACCUUUUGACCUUUAGACCGGACGCCGGCUGUCAAUAUGUUGGGUUAAGAAUGUGUGAAGUCGUCAGUCUUUGACACCGCAGUGAGCGUUUCCUUCAAGACCCAUCUUUCGUAUUCUUGGACUGUUAAAGAAGCUUCGGUCGGCAUGUUUACGGCUCUGAAGAAGCUGGUGGGCUCCGAAGCCGUGCAGCUCAGGGAUAGAAACAUUCCUGCAGGCCUGCAAUCCAUGAACCAGAGUCUACAGAGACGCUUCGCCAAGGGUGUGCAAUAUAACAUGAAAAUAGUCAUCCGUGGGGACAGGAACUCUGGGAAAAGUGCACUUUGGCACCGACUUCAAGGGAAAAAGUUUCUGGAGGAGUACAUUCCCACACAGGAGAUCCAGGUCACCAGCAUUCACUGGAACUACAAAACAACAGAUGAUGUAGUGAAAGUUGAAGUCUGGGACGUGGUGGAUAAAGCAGGGAAAGGCAAAAGACGCGGGGAAAAUCUGAAACUGGAAAACGAACCGCAGGAGUCUGAAACAGAGAUGGCUCUUGACGCAGAGUUUCUGGAUGUCUAUAAGAACUGUAAUGGCGUGAUUAUGAUGUUCGACAUCACCAAACAGUGGACAUUUAAUUACAUUCUUAGGGAGCUGCCAAAAGUGCCAACGCACAUCCCAGUGUGUGUCCUGGGUAACCAACGGGACAUGGGCGAGCACAGGGUCAUCCUACCUGAUGACAUCAGAGACUUCAUCAACAGUCUGAACAGACCUCCAGGCUCCUCCUACAUCCACUAUGCCGAGUCCUCCAUGAAAAACGGCUUUGGUCUCAAAUACCUCCAUCGCUUCUUCAACAUCCCGUUCCUGCAGCUACAGAGGGAGACUCUGUUACGGCAACUGGAGACAAAUCAGCUUGACAUCGAUGCCACGCUGGAGGAGCUCAGUGUUCAGCAGGAGACAGAGGACCAGAACUAUGACAUAUUUCUUGAGAUGAUGGAAGCACGCAAAGCUUACGGCUCUCCGGCGCCCUCUAAUGGCCAGAGCCCGUCAUCUGGCUCCCAGUCUCCUGUGGUUCUUCCUGGAGCCGCUUCUCCCAGUAACUCUAGCCCCAGCACCCCACAGGCUCCUGUCCCACUUCAGACACCUGCCCCACCACCUCCUCCAUCUAUACCACACCCUACAGCCCAGACCACAGCCACACAAGUCCACCAGACACCAUCACAAACCUUAGAGGCUUCACCCGCCACACCGACACCUGCUCCUGCCCAACUUGCAGCUCCUGCUGCACAGAAAAGAGGAUUCAUCUCACGUUUGUUUGGAUCGUCCGCUGCUGAGACUUCACCAGACAAACCAGAGUCUACAGGCUCUGAAAGCGUAAAGGCCUCUGGAAAGGUGCAGAGUGUGGAUGAAUUUGUGCCGGAGGUGGGAUUGGACCGAACCUUUCUGGAUGACGGUGGAGCAGCAGCAGCAGCAGCGGCUAAAUCAAAGAACAAACCUCCAGCCUCAGCUCCCAUCCUGGACAGUGACAGUGAUGGAGAGGGACGGGGAAAUCCUCUGGUCUCCGGCUUCCAGGAUGAUUUAGAUCCAGAUGACAGAGUGCCGAGUCAGCCUGCAGUUAAAGCAGUGGUGCCGAGCAAAGACAUCACACUGACCAGUGAUGAAGAAGCGGAAGAUUCACCUGUUCACCAGCAAAAAGCCAUCAGCAGCUCAGGACCAAACACAAAGGGAUCUUCACUGAACUCUGUCAAACAGCUGCAAACAAAGUCAAAGGCAGCUGAAAGGCCCCAAAGCCUGAAGACCACAGCGGGAUCUGCAGUGCAGAGAGCCAGCCUGAAGACAGGAGGCACUGUUGAGGCAGACUCCGAUUCAGACCGAGAGGCUCCAGUCGCUCAGCAGAUGCUUUCAUUUGUCAUGGACGACCCGGAUUUUGAGAGCGAAGAGAUUGAUAUUCCCAAAGUCAAGAAGGGGGCUUUUUCUGCUCGAGAUGACUUUUCUGACCGCUCGGAUGAUGGUUUUGUGUUAGCUGGACUCCCAGAGCUUCCCAAACCUGUUGCGCCGUCAUUUCAGACCCUUAAUAGUGACAUUGACCUGUUCGGCUUGGGGUUUGAAGAGGCGACACCUAAAACUAAAGAAAGCAGUGAAGAUCAGGAAGAUAAUGACAGCAGACACUCCACUAAGGACAAGAAAAAGAAGAAAAAGAAAAGCAAAGAAGAGGAUGAGAAAAGCAGCAAAAAACGACACAAGCACAAGAAAAAGGAAAAAGAGGAGCCCGGAACGGGAGAUGAGAAAGACAAGAAGAAGAAGAAGAAAUCCUCCAGGACCAAGAAAGCAGCAAAUGUGGAUGAUCUUGAGGCUUUCCUGGCGGGAGGAGACGGACCCGGAAACAGUGAGGGCGGAGACUAUGAAGAACUCUAACCAAUCAGGAUUCGACACCAUGUGACAUCAUCGCCAGGUCAUUUUCCAAUCCAUUCCACCUGUUUUCUCAGUGCCUAACCUUUUGGAUCUCCACAGCGUUUGUUUGUUCUUCCAGCGUCGCAGCUUUACGUCGUGCUUUCUCAAAAUUGCUACAUCACACAAUUUUCCAAAGUUAUUCAUACUUUCAGACUUUUAGAUGCGUCAGAUUUCACACACAUGAUCAAGAGAUAUUCCGUUAUUAACUGAUUAAAAAGUCAUUCCAGCAAAACUAUAGUGUUCAACAAAGACUUGAGGACUUGUUUAAGCUUUAUUGGGGUUUUUUUGUGUGUUAUGUGUGUUUGUGUCCUAUAUGUGUGUCCUUGAAGACUUUUACAACCCUGUGUGUAUUUGUGUGUUCUUAGCAAACAAAUGGAGAACUUUAUCCACAUGCACUACACAAGCAGAUUGAAUUUCAGUAAUGCAUAAAAAAAAAUGGCUUGCGCUUCAUUG